GAGUGAGAAAAGUGAGUGAAUGGAAGGAAGUGAAAGAAUGAAAAAAGUGAGUGAACGAGUAAGCGAGUGAGUGAGCUAAAGAGUGAAAAAUGUGAGUGAGCGAGUGAGAAAAGUGAGUGAAUGGAAGAACGUGAGUGAAAGAGUGAGUGAGUGAGAAAGGAGACUGAAUGGAAGAACGUGAGUGAGUGAGUGAGUGAGAAAGGAGGGUGAAUGGAAGAAAGUGAGUGAGUGAGAAAAGUGAAGAAAGUGAAAGACAUUAAAAAGUGAGGGAAAGAGAGUGAGUGAGAAAGGAGACUGAAUGGAAGAACGUGAGUGAGUGAGAAAGGAGAGUGAAUGGAAGAAAGUGAGUGAGUGAGAAAAGUGAAAGACAUUAAAAAGUGAGUGAAAGAGUGAGUAAGCGAGUGAGAAAAGUGAGGGAGUAAAAUAGUGAGAAAAGUGAGUGAAUGGAAGAACGUGAGUGAAAGAGUGAGUCAGUGAGAAAAGUGAGUGAAUGGAAGAACGUGAGUGAGUGAGUGAGAAAGGAGAGUGAAUGGAAGAAAGUGAGUGAGUGAGAAAAGUGAAGAAAGUGAAAGACAUUAAAAAGUGAGUGAAAGAGUGAGUAAGCGAGUGAGAAAAGUGAGAGAGUAAAAUAGUGAGAAAAGUGAGUGAAUGGAAAAACGUGAGUGAAAGAGUGAGUGAGAGAAAAGUGAGUGAAUGGAAGAACGUGAGUGAGUGAGUGAGUGAGUGAGAAAGGAGAGUGACUGGAAGAAAGUGAGUGAGUGAGAAAAGUGAAGAAAGUGAAAGACAUUAAAAAGUGAGUGAAAGAGUGAGAAAAGUGAGUGAAAGAGUGAGUAAGUGAGAAAAGUGAGUGAAUGGAAGAACGUGAGUGAGUGAGUGAGAAAGGAAAGUGAAUGGAAGAAAGUGAUUGAGUGAGAAAAGUGAAGAAAGUGAAAGACAUUAAAAAGUGAGUGAAAGAGUGAGUAAGCGAGGGAGAAAAGUGAGUGAAUGGAAGAACGUGAGUGAGAGAGUGAGAAAAGUGAGUGAAUGGAAGAACGUGAGUGAGUGAGUGAGAAAGGAGAGUGAAUGGAAGAAAGUGAGUGAGUGAGAAAAGUGAAGAAAGUGAAAGACAUUAAAAAGUGAGUGAAAGGGUAAGCGAGUGAGAAAAGUGAGAGUAAAAUAGUGAGAAAAGUGAGUGAAUGGAAGAACGUGAGUGAAAGAGUGAGUGAGUGAGAAAAGUGAGUGAAUGGAAGAACGUGAGUGAGUGAGUGAGUGAGAAAGGAGAGUGAAUGGAAGAAAGUGAGUGAGUGAGAAAAGUGAAGAAAGUGAAAGACAUUAAAAAGUCAGUGAAAGAGUGAGAAAAGUGAGAGAGUACAAUAGUGAGAAAAGUGAGUGAAUGGAAGAACGUGAGUGAAAGAGUGAGUGAGUGAGAAAGGAGAGUGAAUGGAAGAACGUGAGUGAGAAAGGAGAGUGAAUGGAAGAAAGUGAGUGAGUGAGAAAAGAGAAGAAAGUGAAAGACAUUAAAAAGUGAGUGAAAAAGUGAGAAAAGUGAGAGUAAAAUAGUGAGAAAAGUGAGUGAAUGGAAGAAUGUGAGUGAAAGAAUGAGUGAGUGAGAAAAGUGAGUGAGUGAGUGAGUGAGAAAGGAGAGUGAAUGGAAGAAAGUGAGUGAGUGAGAAAAGUGAAGAAAGUGAAAGACAUUAAAAAGUGAGUGAAAGAGUGAGUAAUCGAGGGAGAAAAGUGAGAGAGUAAAAUAGUGAGAAAAGUGAGUGAAUGGAAGAACGUGAGUGAGUGAGAAAGGAGAGUGAAUGGAAGAAAGUGAGUGAGUGAGAAAAGUGAAGAAAGUGAAAGACAUUAAAAAGUCAGUGAAAGAGUGUGAAAAGUGAGAGAGUACAAUAGUGAGAAAAGUGAGUGAAUGGAAGAACGUGAGUGAAAGAGUGAGUGAGUGAGAAAGGAGAGUGAAUGGAAGAACGUGAGUGAGAAAGGAGAGUGAAUGGAAGAAAGUGAGUGAGUGAGAAAAGAGAAGAAAGUGAAAGACAUUAAAAAGUGAGUGAAAAAGUGAGAAAAGUGAGAGAGUAAAAUAGUGAGAAAAGUGAGUGAAUGGAAGAACGUGAGUGAAAGAAUGAGUGAGUGAGAAAAGUGAGUGAGUGAGUGAGAAAGGAGAGUGAAUGGAAGAAAGUGAGUGAGUGAGAAAAGUGAAGAGAGUGAAAGACAUUAAAAAGUGAGUGAAAGAGUGAGUAAUCGAGGGAGAAAAGUGAGAGAGUAAAAUAGUGAGAAAAGUGAGUGAAUGGAAGAACGUGAGUGAGUGAGAAAAGUGAGUGAAUGGAAGAACGUGAGUGAAAGAGUGAGUGAGUGAGAAAAGUGAGUGAAUGGAAGAACGUGAGUGAGUGAGUGAGUGAGUGAGAAAGGAGAGUAAAUGGAAGAAAGUGAGUGAGUGAGAAAAGUGAAUAAAGUGAAAGACUUUAAAAAGUGAGUGAAAGAGUGAGUAAGCGAGUGAGAAAAGUGAGAGAGUAAAAUAGUGAGAAAAGUGAGUGAAUGGAGGAACGUGAAAGAGUGGCGACUGCUGUGACUGAGUGAGUGGAAAUAUUGAGGUGAGUGACUGAGCUGAGUGAGAUGAGUGAGUGAAAGAUUGGGUUGAAAGAGUGAGACGAGAAGGGGGUGAUUGAGUGAGAGCAACUAAGAAGAGUGAGUGAGAUGAGUGAAUGAAGGAUGGAGCAAGGGUGAGCGAGAUUGAAAGAGUGACUGAGUCAAAAGCGAGUUGAGUGAGUGAAAACGGUGAGUAAGAGGAAUGAGUGAGUGAAAGAGUAAGAAGAGUGAGUUGAGGGGUGAGUGAGAGCAAGUAGGAAGAGUGAGUGAGGUGAGUGAAUGAAGGAUUGAGCAAGGGUGAGCGAGAUUGAAAGAGUGAGUGAAAAUAUUGAGGUGAAAGAGUGAGUUGGUGAGCGAGUGAAAAGAGUGACUGAGUCAAAAGUGAGUUGAGUGAGUGAAAACGGUGAGUAAGAGGAGUGAGUGAGUGAAAGAGUAAGAAGAGUGAGUUGAGGGGUGAGUGAGAGCAAGUAGGAAGAGUGAGUGAAUGAAGGAUUGAGCAAGAAUAGUGAGUAAGAAAAGCAGGUGAGUGAGUGCAAAGAGUGAGAGUGAAAGAUUAAGAAGAGCGAGAAUGAGUAAGAAAAGCGGCCGAGUGAAUGAGCAAAUGAAAGAUUGCGGAAGGCGACUGAGUGAGUGGUUGAAGUGAGGGACUGAGUCAAAAGUGAGUUGAGUGAGUGAAGAAUUAAUUGAGUGAUAAGUGAAAGAUUGAGUAAGAAGAGUGAAUGAGAGGAGUGAGUGAAGAGUGAGUUGAGGAGUGAUAAGUGAAAGAUUGAUGAGUGAGUGAAUGAGUUGAGGAGUGAGUGAGAAGAGUGAGUUUAGGAAUGAUGAGUGAAAGAUUGAGUAAGAAGAGUGAGCGAGUGAGUGAGUGAGAUGAGGAGUGAGUGAGUGACUUGAGGAGUGAUGAGUGAGAGAUUAACAAGAGUGAGUGAGUGAGUGAAUGAGUUGAAGAGUAAGUGAGAAGAGUGAGUCAAUGAGUUGAGUGAGUGAAUGAAUGAAGAGUGAGUUGAGUGAAGAUUGAGUUAGAGGCGUGAGUGAAUGAGUUGAGGAGUGAGUAAGAACAGUGAGUGAUGAGUGAGUGAGUAUAAUUUAGAAGCUUUUUGAUGGAUGAAAAAAUGUUGAGAAAGUAAAAGUCUUUCUGCAGCAAAGAGAAUAUUGGAGUCACAUGACCAAGUCAAGUGGUCACAUGACCAAGUCAAGUGGUCACAUGACCAAGUGUCAGCACCAACUAAGUCGGAGUGAGCGUGCUCAGAGAAGAUGGAGGGCCACUUAACACCUUUUUCACCUGCCUACUAUCAAAGUGGACACACACACACACACACACACACACGUGGUCAGCUAGUAGAAGUGCCGGGGAUGAUGAGUUGAUGAAUUGUGAGUGAGUGAAGUAAGAUGUGCACAGUCAGGGUGAAACACACCUUCACUAAAUCUUCCCCUCAGUCUUCACCAACAAACACAAAAAACGUCUCUUCAUUUGCGCUAAAUGUUCCGCAAACAUUCCGUCAACAUCACGCCUCAACACAUCACGCCUCAACACAUCACGCUUCAACACAUCACACUUCAACACAUCACGCCUCAACACAUCACGCCUCAACACAUCACGCCUCAACACAUCACACUUCAACACAUCAAGCCUCAACACAUCACACUUCAACACAUCACACCUCAACACAUCACGCCUCAACACAUCACACUUCAACACAUCACACCUCAACACAUCACGCCUCAACACAUCACGCCUCAACACAUCACACUUCAACACAUCAAGCCUCAACACAUCCCGCCUCCACAUCACACUUCAACACAUCAAGCCUCAACACAUCAUGCCUCAACACAUCACACCUCAACACAUCAUACUUCAACACAUCAAGCCUCAACACAUCACGCCUCAACACAUCACACCUCAACACAUCACGCCUCAACACAUCACGCCUCAACACAUCACACCUCAACACAUCACGCCUCAACACAUCACGCCUCAACACAUCACACUUCAACACAUCACGCUUCAACACAUCACGCUUCAACACAUCAUGCCUCAACACAUCACGCCUCAACACAUCACACUUCAACACAUCACGCCUCAACACAUCACACUUCAACACAUCACGCCUCAACACAUCACACUUCAACACAUCACGCCUCAACACAUCACACUUCAACACAUCACGCCUCAACACAUCACACUUCAACACAUCACGCCUCAACACAUCACACUUCAACACAUCACGCCUCUACACAUCACACUUCAACACAUCACGCCUCAACACAUCACGCUUCAACACAUCAAGCCUCAACACAUCACGCCUCAACACAUCACACUUCAAUACAUCACGCCUCAACACAUCACGCCUCAACACAUCACGCCUCAACACAUCAUACUUCAACAAAUACAUUGCUGCUUUCGACUAAAAAAAAAUAAAUUAAACUAUCAAUUAAAAAAUCCACUUAAAAAACAGAUUUUUUUGUUUAUCAGCCGCACAAAACAAGCUUUUCUUAUCUGGAUCACCAUUCUUAUACUGAUUUUAAAUCAAUUAUUAAAUAAAUAAUUCAAAUAAAAGUAGAAAAAAAAUGUCAGACCAGAUACGUACAUUACAUUGGGAAAAAAAAUAAAAAUCGCUUUUUGAAAAUGAUUAAUUGACAACUUCCUGCUACUGCAGACUGAUUAAUUCUUUAGAAAGACACAAAUUGUUUUUUAUUAACCUGAUUCUGAAUGGAUUCAUUUAGAAAAACUAUAAAAUAAAAGUAAAAAAAAAAAAAAAAAAAAAAUUUUUUUUAAAUUGCUUGUAUCAUUUGGAAAAAAAAAAGAUUUUUGAGAAUGAUUAAUUGAUAAUUAAUUGACAACUUCCUGCUUCUGCAGACCGAUUAAUUCUUUAGAAAGAAAGUAAUCGAUUUUUAUUAACCUGAUUCUAAUUGGAUUCAUCAUUUAUUUAUGUUUUUAAUAAUAAUAAAAAAAAUAUCAAAAACAUUACAAGUAAUAUUUAAAAAUAAAUAUAUCCAUUUUCUGUGUUGGCCCUGCGAUGAGGUGGCGACUUGUCCAGGGUGUACCCUGCCUUCCGCCCGAUUGUAGCUGAGAUAGGCGCCAGCGACACCGAAAGGGAAUAAGCGGUAGAAAAUGGAUGGAUGGAUGGAUAUCCAUUUUUGAAUUGAUUUAAAAUCAAAUAUAAGAUUCACCCUUCCAUUUACACUUUAUUAAAUAUCCAACUUCCUGCUUCAUUCUUAUUCCGCCUCGCUAUAAUUCCAUUCAUAAUUUAAAAAAGUAAAAAGUUAUACCAAAUAAAUACAUUGCGGUUAUCCUAAAAAUAUUAGAUGUAAAUGGAUUUUGUUGUUGUUAAUGAUUUAAAAAUCAGUCCAAGAGAAUAUUAGUGUAAAAGUAAACAAGCCACGCCCAUCUCUUGCAUUUCUCUUUCUGACGCCCUAAGACAAAGUUAGGACACCCCCAUGCUACUGUGCAGCCGGCAGCCAUUUUGUGUCCUGCAGGAAGGAGUUCAUACGGAGCGACCGAGUACCUCUUCUUCUUCUUCUUCUCAGGGAUCCUCUCUCUCUCUCUCUCUCUCUCUCUGGGACGUGACAGAAUGUAAAUAUGAACGUGUGAAUAUUCAUGUACUGCUGGACUCCUCCAUGCCAGAAGAGUCUAUACUUGAAGAACAGAAAGCACAUAUCAGAAGGACUGAGGACUUUUUCACCUUCAUCUUGGGUCUCUUGGUCCUUUCUUUCUUGCCUUGUCCUCUUCUUCUUACGCUUUAAAACAACCAAACCUUUUGGGACUUCUCGUGCUUGAAAAAAUCACGUCAGCAGUUUUUUGUGUCGUCGCUAGCGCCUUUUUUUGUUGUUGUUGUUGUAUUUUUUUAGAAGCUGUUAUUUAUUGAAGAGAUGAUUGUACGACAUGAAGUUUGAUACACUGCUCGCUUUAUUUAUGGAACUAAAUCACUCCUUUCUAGAAA
This is a messenger RNA of Nerophis ophidion (straightnose pipefish), 6497 nucleotides long. Its product is annotated as histidine-rich protein PFHRP-III-like. The coding region runs from base 3946 to 4965 and encodes 339 amino acids. The transcript is spliced from 2 exons. NCBI's taxonomy places the organism in Eukaryota, Metazoa, Chordata, Actinopteri, Syngnathiformes, Syngnathidae. The record is from RefSeq and is a predicted model, not a curated record.